AUGGCACCUGCACCCAACACUGGAACUGCCACUGCGGCACCCUCAGCCGUUGGCACCAUCACUCUUGUUGGUGGUGCAAAGGGCGAGCAGUCUCCCGAAACCCUCGCCGCUCUUAAUGGCGGUGCCGCACGUCUCGCAGGGAUGCUGCCCGCUUUCAGGCCAGUGGAUCAGCUAUUCUUCACUCUCAAGCACGUGCUGCCCGCAAUGAUCUUGCAAUACAUCUCUCAGACUGCCGCUUCUUCUCAGCCCGCCUCCGGGGCGGACGAGGCCUCCCAAUGGACCGUCAAGACCGUUGCUGCCGUUUACGCGGCCACCUACAUCCUCCUUGGCCUCAACACCACAAAAUUCUUGGCCGCCUUCUCUCACAAGUGGGGCUACCUCGACCGUGACGUUGAGCGGAACGGCAGGAAAGCCGAGACGAUCGGCUACUCUAGUCUAUCAGUGAGUGCAAACUUUGCCCGCAAAUGGAGAUGCAAUGCGAUCACGGCCAGCUGACAGGAGACUUGACGAAUGGUACGGCACACUCUACAGGCAACCUUUAUCAUCUCAUCCGUUGCGCGCAUCGCGGCUGGAGCCUACUUCUACCGCAGCAGCAUCGGUGCACCUUCUCUCAGCUUGUCCCUGCCUUUUAAGAUGUCAUUGUACGCCAUCAUCUUUGACUUCUUCUACUACGCCUACCACCGUCUUCAACACUCUUCUCUGAUUCCCGGACUGCGUGCGCUCCACAUGGCGGGCGAGCAUCGCGCUACGGACAGCCACCCUACGCCAGGCAUGGUCACGCUUCAAUCCCGUCCCACCUCUCACUUGGACCCUGUGCGAGCCGUGGGCCUUCACCUCGCUGCCAUGUCCGUCUUCUCCUACGUGCCCAUCACUUUUGGCUUCCACGAAUGGUUCUACGUUACUUGCGCCAUGCUCUACACUGAGCUCUACUGCCUUUCGGGAGCUCGCGUACACAGCGAAGCCUGCACGACGGCGCUCCUCGUCAGGUGGACUGGCGACCGCACCCUGAACCCCAUCAACCCUCUGCCCCGCCUCACCCAGUUCGACAAGAACAACGAGGACACGGACCAGCACUAUCUCGCUGCCGUUUCCGACAAGAAGCUCAAGCUGGCCAACUUUGGUCAACAAAGUCGCGUUUGGGAUGACAUUUUUGGAACGGUGACGGAUAGGCUGGAGUGCCGCGAGCUGAGCAUCAAUUGGUCUCUCAGUGCCAGCGACCGUGUUCCCCACUUCAUGAAGAGCACUUGA
Messenger RNA from Ceraceosorus bombacis, 1248 nucleotides. Lineage: Eukaryota; Fungi; Basidiomycota; Exobasidiomycetes; Ceraceosorales; Ceraceosoraceae. The record is from the annotation of a GenBank genome assembly.